AUGACUCAACUACGACUGCGCGUCGAGGGGCAGUCAUUUCGUGAUCCCCAGAAUCGAGAAGUCACUCUGAGGGGAAUCAACGUGGCGGGUGACGCAAAAUAUCCGAAAGUGCUAAACCUGGGAUCCCAUGAUCCCGAGGAUUUCUUCAACGCGGAUAAUGUCUCAUUUAUUGGACGGCCAUUCUCUCUAGAGCACGCCGACGCCCACUUCCAGCGACUUAGAAAAUGGGGAUAUAAUGCCAUUCGAUAUAUCUUUACUUGGGAGGCCAUUGAACACGCUGGCCCCGGUGUCUACGACGAGGAAUGGGUGGAUUUCACUAUUCAAAUACUUGGCAUCGCAAAGAAGUAUCAGUUCUAUAUAUUUAUGGAUCCUCAUCAAGACGUGUGGUCCCGACUGUCCGGAGGUUCAGGGGCCCCUGCCUGGACCUUUUAUGCAGCUGGGCUGAAUCCAAGAUGCUUCCAGAAUACGGAGGCCGCUCUUUCUCAUCAUACGUCAGAAAACCCCGCAGACUUUCCCAAGAUGCUCUGGUGUACCAAUUACACAAGAUUGGCAUGUCAGACUAUGUUCACCUUGUUUUGGGCUGGUCGAGACUUUGCGCCAAAGGCAGUCAUUGAUGGCAUGAAUAUUCAGGAUUUCUUGCAAGGCCACUUCAUUGCGGCGUGCAAAUAUCUCGCGCAAAAAAUCCACGAUGCAGGGGGCCUCGAACACGAUGUGGUUAUCGGGUGGGAAAGUUUAAAUGAACCGCACAAGGGACUUGUUGGUAUCCAGGAUAUCUCAAAAGUUCCACAAGAGCAGCAUCUUCAGCUCGGAACAUCCCCAACUGCCUUUCAGGGUAUGCUUCUCGGCGUCGGAAGGGGUUGUGAAGUAAUGACAUGGCGAUUUGGAAGAUUUGGGCCUCGACGGACUGGUAAGAAGCUAAUAAAUCCGAGCAAGUCGGUCUGGCUACAAUCUGAGUGUAGCCAAUAUGGCUGGAAGCGAGAUCCUGGCUGGAAACUCGGGGAAUGCCUCUGGGCGCAGCAUGGGGUUUGGGAUCCGACCAACAAUGACCUGUUACAAAAGGACUACUUCUCAAAAAGCCCCGGCUCCAAUGAAGGGCUAGAUUACGAAAAGUUCACCAAUACCUAUUUUCUCGCACACUACCGAGCCUACCGAGACGCAAUUCGCAGUGUUUGUGCGGGCACGAUCAUGUUCUGCCAACCUCCUGUCAUGGAAGUACCACCAAGCAUAAAAGGUACUCCCGAUGAUGAUCCAAAUAUGGUUCAUGCUGUCCACUUUUACGAUGGUCUGACACUUUUGAGGAAACACUGGAGUCGCUUUUUAAAUAUCGAUGUGAUUGGCGUUCUUCGAGGCAGGCACUCCCUACCGGUGUUGGCGGUCAAGUUCGGGGAGACAUCUAUUCGUAAUGGACUGCGUAAUCAGCUUACAUUUAUCCGUGACGAAAGCUUGAGGAAUGUUGGAAACCAUCCUCUUAUUUUUACGGAGAUCGGGAUUCCAUAUGACCUAGAUAACAAACAUGCCUAUAAGACUGGAGACUACAGGAGUCAAGUUAAAGCAAUGGACGCCAACCAUUUCGCUUUGGAAGGUAGCAGCGCCAAUGGAUUCACCUUGUGGGCCUACAUGACAGAGAAUGAUCACGCAUAUGGCGAUCAAUGGAAUGGUGAGGACUUUUCAAUAUUCUCACUAGAUGAUUUGGAGCUGCCUGAGAAUAUCACUUCGCGUUCGACUAGUUCAAGGUACCUGACUCUCUCUGAGGAUCAUGAUACUGAGCAAAGUACGAAAGUCGAUCCGCAUGUCCAAGAUCUUCUGACUCUGGGGUACACGUCAAGCGAUUGUGAUCAGUCUGAGGAUGUCAGUACUAGGAGGCGAGGCUACCGCGCAGCAGAGGCAUACCUCCGUCCCAGUCCCAUCCGUGUCAGAGGCCAAUUGCACAGCUAUGAUUUUGAUUUGAAGAAAUGCACGUUCACUAUGGCCAUGACUGCGAAGGCCACGGUGCCCCAUUCUCCAAGUGAGAUUUAUCUUCCACAUUUUCACUUUGAAGUCGGGAAUAUCGCAGUCACAGUGAGUGAGGGGGAAUGGGAAAUUGUCGAACAAGAGUUCAAUACUGUCAGGAUACAGUGUCUAUUAUGGUGGCAUGACGAAGGAAAGGUGAACAUCAAAAUCAAGGGAAAACAUCCUAAACCGAGGAAACUGGGUAUUCGACAUUAA
Penicillium antarcticum is the source of this 2205-nucleotide messenger RNA. RefSeq lists its product as uncharacterized. NCBI's taxonomy places the organism in Eukaryota, Fungi, Ascomycota, Eurotiomycetes, Eurotiales, Aspergillaceae. Gene Ontology annotation, molecular function: steryl-beta-glucosidase activity. The transcript is spliced from 4 exons. The record is from RefSeq and is a predicted model, not a curated record. Gene Ontology annotation, biological process: ergosteryl 3-beta-D-glucoside catabolic process; carbohydrate metabolic process. The coding region runs from base 1 to 2205 and encodes 734 amino acids.